This is a messenger RNA of Pipistrellus kuhlii (Kuhl's pipistrelle), 1410 nucleotides long. RefSeq names its product TLC domain-containing protein 4. Gene Ontology annotation, biological process: lipid homeostasis. Lineage: Eukaryota; Metazoa; Chordata; Mammalia; Chiroptera; Vespertilionidae. The record is from RefSeq and is a predicted model, not a curated record. Gene Ontology annotation, cellular component: membrane; endoplasmic reticulum. The coding region runs from base 482 to 1270 and encodes 262 amino acids. The transcript has 9 exons.
CGCCUGAGAAGAUGCAUUUCCGCCCGCGAUGAGGUCAGGCCACCUGCGUGCCCUGAGUUAGCCAGGGAUUCCCGCUCCACCAACUUAGCGAAUCCCACGUGAGCCCCAGCGGCACACAACGCUUUUGAUUUUCGUUUUUAAAUGCCGGGGGGAGUGUUUCUGUUGCACACGCAGGCAUUUACUGGAAGUGUUCGCCAGUGAGAGGUACUUUGGUACAAAGGAUUCAGGGCCCUCAUCCUGACAUCACCCCAAUGCUAACAGGAGCCCCCGGAUUGGGUGCAGUAAAAGGAGAGACUUUAUUCAGGUGAGGAGCCCGAGGCUCUGCCGCGCUGACCGCCUCGCUGUGGCCGCCGUGGCCCCCGCGUGGCUCGGGGCCCCGAGGAUGUCGCUCAGGGAAGAAGGCCCCGCAGGCGGAGGGCACGGCGAGAACCGGCGCUGAGCCCACGGGGCACCCGGACCGGCCCCUCAAGGCGCGGCAGCCAUGGACGCGGACGCGCUGGUCCUGGGCACCGUCCUCGCCAGCCUGUGCGUCUUCCAGCUCCUCUUCCACGUCCUCAGCCACUGGCUCUCCGCGAAGGUGUGCCCCGGCUUCAGCCGCCUCGGCCCCGCCAAGAAGAUCGAGUGGAACUCCAGAGUGGUCUCCACCUGCCACUCCGUGGUGGUCGGGGCCCUGAGCCUGGUGGUGUCCCUGUUCGACGAGGCUGUCAUCGCGGACCCUCUCUGGGGCGACUCGCUGCUGGCCAAAGUGAACGUGGCCAUCGCUUCCGGCUACCUCAUCUCUGACCUGCUGGCCAUCACGCGGCACUGGGACGUGCUCGGCGACAAGUACUUCGUGAUUCACCACUGUGCCUCGCUGUACGCCUUCUCCCUCGUGCUGAGACACGGCGUGCUGCAGUACAUCGCCAACUUCCGCCUGCUGGCCGAGCUCUCCAGCCCCUGCGUGAACCAGCGGUGGUUCCUGGAAGCCCUGCGGUACUCCAAGCUCUCCACGGCCAACGUGCUCAACGGGCUGCUCAUGACGCUGGCCUUCUUCGUGGUGCGCAUCCUGCCCAUCCCGUCCUUCUACGGCUACAUGCUCUCCGUGGUGGGCACCGAGCCCUACGCGCGGCUGGGGCUGCUGACGCAGUGCUCCUGGGUGGGCUCCUGCGUGGUCCUGGACGUGAUGAACGUCCUCUGGAUGGUCAAGAUCGCCAAGGGCUGCUUCCGCGUGCUGGCGCUGAUGCGGCGGGAGAAGGCCGGCAGCAGCCUCCGCAACGGCAAGCUGGACUGAGCGCCGCGGCCCCGCUCCGCGUCAGGGACACGCCGCCCAGGGUUCCAGUCCCCCCCCCCCGCCUCCCUCCCUCCCUCCCUCCCUCUCUCUAAGUUUUUACCUGUAGGAAAGAGAAACUAAAGUUUUGUUUUUAAUCCCAA